Molecule: messenger RNA, 378 nt
Organism: Rotaria sp. Silwood1
Lineage: Eukaryota; Metazoa; Rotifera; Eurotatoria; Philodinida; Philodinidae
Source: the annotation of a GenBank genome assembly
AUGCGAUCAAAAGAAGAUACUCUAAUUUGUGUUCAAGCUGUUCCAAAACCAUCACAUCGAUUCACUUUUUCGAACCGACAAAUCAUGCUACAAACACAAUUUUUUCAUAAGACACGAGAUACAACCUUACCAAAACCAGAUAUUGAUUUAUAUAAUGCCACCAUUGUUGCUGUUUACCACGCUAUUGAGUCAGGGAUGUCUACUUCACAUCAUCAACGCUCAUCAAGUACACGUUCAUCAAGAAGACCACAAAUAAACGCCUAUGUACAACCUCAACGUUCAGCAAGUGUUCCAUCACGACAAUUUAUUAUCAUUCUUACCAAUAAUUCUGAAUUAUUACGACAAACUCGACAAUAUCAACCUCGGGUAUUAAUUUAA